Messenger RNA from Mugil cephalus (flathead mullet), 3842 nucleotides. It is a transcript of the gene galnt17, whose product is annotated as polypeptide N-acetylgalactosaminyltransferase 17. The coding region runs from base 860 to 2659 and encodes 599 amino acids. Gene Ontology annotation, cellular component: Golgi apparatus. The transcript is spliced from 12 exons. The record is from RefSeq and is a predicted model, not a curated record. Lineage: Eukaryota; Metazoa; Chordata; Actinopteri; Mugiliformes; Mugilidae.
AGGAAAACCGCGCCGGAUCAUCGACUCCUGCGUCCUAUUAAGAGCUGCCCGCGUUAAUUAGAGGAGAAUAACAAGAGGCAACAACAAAAAAGGAAGGCGUCCGAAAUAAGAAGAGGAAGGCCGGGCUGACUGGACCGGGGGUGGGGGCAGAAAUGUGAAGAAAACUGAGAAUUAAGGACGUGGUUAUUUGAUGCUGCCGCUGCGUUUCCGGAGUGUCUGUACCUUCACCGGAGGGAGAGGAGAAGGAAGGGAUGCUGCAUCUCUCCGCUCUCCGCUCAUCAGUCUCCUCCGCUUCAUCUCGCCGUGAUUAACGCGUGUCUGUCUGCUGGAGGACGAAUGGACAAGACGCGGAAAUGUUAAAUGAACGUUUAGAGGGUUUGUCCUGAGCAUCUCCGAGGAUUUUUCGUUCUUUUUUUUUUUUUUUUUUUGCGCGCUGCUCUCUUCAGUCGCAUCACUGCCGACUUCUGUUAGGCGCAAAGGAGGCAAGAAGACAGCCUACUUGAUAUUCUCCUCAGUGUUCAAUUAUUUAGGAGUAUCUGUUCCUCCAGCUCAACAUAUGCAGGCGUCUUUGUCUUACAUCCCCCGUGCGUGAUUUAUUUUUUUAUUUUUAUUUUUUAUUUUUUUAAAGCCGGGCUGUAAGUGGCGGGGACACGGAUGAAGGCUGAUGGCCAGGCGCCCCAAAUUUCCUCAGAAAUGGGAUGCAACCUAAAAUAACCCCAGUGUCAAAUGAUUUCCGCUCAUCGCAAGCCGAGGGAGCCCUGAAUCUGCGACACGUACGGCUCCUCCUGAGACCGCCCCAUCCCCUCCUGGCCCCCCCUCACCGCUCGGAGCUCGUACGCCGGUGACUUUUUGUUUUUUAAUGGCUUUUGUGUUGAGGAGAUGGAGGGUCCUACUGGUGCUGAACGUGCUUGCUGUUGCCGGGUUCAUGACUUUCUGGACCAAGUGCAACACACGCAGCGUCCACGCCGUCGGUCCGGCGGCUCCGGCUGAGGGGAAGAGGCCCCGGGGCAACGGGACGGCGCAGGGGCCCAACAUCAGCCACGAGGUGCUCCUGAAGAGGCUCAGCUCGCUGGAGGACGUGGUGUACAGGCAGUUGAACGGUCUGUCCAAAUCUCUUGGACUGAUUGAGGGCUUUGGGGGUCGGGGUAAAGGCGGCCAGCCUGCCACGCUGUCUCCGGCCGAGGAGAGCGAUGCUAAAUACCUGAGGGAGAAGUACGGCUACAAUGCUUACCUCAGUGAUAGGAUCUCUCUGGAUCGGACCAUACCGGAUCACCGGCCCAGCAAAUGCAGAAAGGUCAGCUACCCGAGGGACCUCCCUCAGAUCUCCCUCAUCUUCAUCUUCGUCAACGAGGCGCUGUCGGUGAUCCUGCGCUCCGUCCACUCGGCUGUCAAUCACACGCCCGCCCACUUGCUCAAAGAGAUCAUCCUGGUGGACGACAACAGCGAUGACGAGCAGCUCAAAGGGCCGCUGGAAGAGUACGUCAACAAGCGCUACCCAGGCCUGGUGAAGAUAGUAAGAAACCAGAGGAGAGAGGGACUGAUCCGGGCCAGGAUCGAAGGCUGGAAGGUGGCGACGGCUGAGGUGACCGGAUUCUUCGACGCCCACGUGGAGUUCACCCCGUCAUGGGCCGAGCCAGUUCUAGCCAGAAUAAAAGAGGACCACAAGAGGAUCGUCCUGCCCUCCAUCGACAACAUCAAGCACGACACGUUUGAGGUGGAACGAUACGAGAACUCGGGCCACGGCUACAACUGGGAGCUGUGGUGCAUGUACAUCAACCCUCCCAAACAGUGGUGGGACGAGGGGGACAUGUCUGCUCCCAUCAGGACUCCUGCCAUGAUCGGCUGCUCCUUCGUGGCCAACCGCGAGUACUUCGGAGAGCUGGGUCUGCUCGACUCGGGCAUGGACGUCUACGGCGGGGAGAACAUCGAACUGGGCAUCAGGGCCUGGCUGUGUGGAGGCAGUAUGGAGGUGCUUCCCUGCUCCAGGGUGGCUCACAUUGCCCGGAUAAAGAAACCCUACCACAGUAACAUAGCCUUCCACACACGGCGCAAUGCGCUGCGUGUGGCUGAGGUCUGGAUGGACGAAUACAAGUCCAACGUCUACCUGGCCUGGAACAUCCCCAUGGAGAACCACGGCAUCGAUUACGGAGACGUAUCCCAGAGGGCUGAGCUGAGGAAGAGUCUGCAGUGUAAAAGCUUUGAGUGGUACCUCGACAAUGUUUACCCAGAGAUGAGGAGGUACAACAACACGCUGUUCUACGGCGAGAUUCGCAACUCUAAAGCCAGCCACCUGUGCAUGGAUCAGGGUAUGAAGGAGAACCACACUGCCACCCUGCACCCCUGUCAUGGGUGGGGUCCUCAGUUAGGACGUUACACCAAAGAGGGUCAGCUGUUCCUGGGUCCGCUGGGCAGCACCGGGGACGACACUCGCUGUGUGGUGGACGAUCAGAUCAGCAACUUUCCUCAGCUCCUCAACUGUGACAAGGUGACCAACGUGAAGCAGAAGACGUGGCAUUUCUCUCAGAACGAAUCGAUCAUAAAUCGAGCUUCGGGUCGCUGUCUGGAGGUGCUGCCGGCCAACGUUUACUUCGGCCACCUGCUGGUCCUGCAGCCCUGCUCGGGGCAGAGGUGGACCAUCAAGAACACCAUGAAGCAAUAGUCGACCGGCUAAUUUCACUGGGACCAAAUUACACCAGAGGCCAUUUCCAUUACAGCCGUUAGCUGAACCUCAGCGGGUCGAUGGACAAACGACGAGGCACAGGCUCCUCAUCUUCUCACAGAUGGGAGCUGUGAGAGGAGGUUUGGGAACAAUGGAGAUUUUUUUUUCCUCUUUUCUUUUUUUUUUUUUUUAAAUUGGACAUUGAAAAUGAUGCAAGUUUAGCAUGAGGAGUGUUUCGCUAUUUGACUUUUACAAAUUUACAGUGUGACGUUGCCAUAAUUCCUGUUUGUGCCACUUUGCUACGAUGUCUUUUAGGUUUAAGGAUAGAGAUUCAUUCAGCCGUCUUCUGUCUUAUGUGGGGUGGGGGGGGUAAAAAUGAUGCUUCAUCCUUCUGCAAUAUUUCAUUCUGUAUCUUGUUAUGUCAUUGAAGAAGUGAAUGAGAUCUGGAAAUUACGUAGAAUCCGAUUUUCAGUAAUGUGCACUGAUCAAAUUAUAUUUUCGUGUAAGGUACCAGAAAAAAACAGGUGAACCUACUUAAGAUAUAAAUUAUAUAUUUAACAUAAUUUAAUGCCCAAAAUAAGGAUUUUAUGUUCUUUAAGAGGUUUAGACCCUGUAAAUAUUUAUAAUUUGAAGAAAAAAAGCACUAAUGACAAACAUGACUUGAUGUAUUGGAGUUUUUUUUUUAAUUUUUUUUUUAAUUUUUGCAGUUGUUGUAAAUCAUCUCCAAUCACCUCAAGGAUCACAUUGUCAAGAGGGCUACUGGGCUAAAUCACGGUUCUAAAUGUCAUGCGCGUUCGACUUUUGUACGGUUGUUUUUACUCUGAGCAUUCUGUAGAAACGGACGCAGUACAUCGUGUAGCAUGAUUGUAAGUACUGUACGUACAUGGGUACAAGUUCAGUUGUGUUAAGUGGAUUUACUCCCGCUGAGUGCCAUGACGACUGCACACGGCCAAAACUAACGAAGCACUUUUGUGGGCAGAGAGAUGGAACCACAAGCUGAGAAGAAGAUUGAAUCAGGAGCGGAAAAGUGCACACGCGUUAUUGAUUGUGGAAAUGCUGCAGGCCUUCGAGGGGAUUGUUAAUGUCCUGAGAUGUAUAUGAUGUCAUAUAUUCACUUAAUUCAGUGUUAUCAGUUGGAUUUCUGCUCCCGAGAUUGUCUUCCAAUAAACAACUGGUUUCCUGG